Molecule: messenger RNA, 1986 nt
Organism: Sorghum bicolor (sorghum)
Lineage: Eukaryota; Viridiplantae; Streptophyta; Magnoliopsida; Poales; Poaceae
Product: putative transporter arsB
Exons: 1
Coding region: 291-1745 (484 amino acids)
Biological process (GO): transmembrane transport
Cellular component (GO): membrane
Source: RefSeq, a predicted model, not a curated record
CCAGCAGCUAGUACACACUCACUGCUAGCUCUCAUCAGUCAUCACUAUAGCACGAACUCGCUCGGUGAGCCAAGCAGUGUGCUCGCUCGGAGGAGCAUAUAUAGCUUAAUUAAUUUGCUGCUGCUACCACGCACACUGCACUGACGACGAUCGAUCGAUCGAGCAAGUACGUAGCUAAGCUAGUGAUCGAUCGGUCGACCGUAGCCGUACGACGUAGCUAGUGCAAGAUCAACAAGAUCAGGAUCACGCGCGGCGCAGCAGGCCAUCCAAAUCUAUCUAUCAUAUCAAUCAUGGCUCUAGCGUCGGUUGCCAAGGUUGUUCUUGGUUCCCUGGCCUUCGGUGUUUUCUGGGUGCUUGCCGUGUUCCCGUCGGUUCCCUUCAUGCCCAUCGGCCGGACUGCGGGCGCGCUGCUGAGCGCGGUGCUAAUGAUCGUGUUCCACGUGAUCAGCCCGGACGACGCGUACGCGUCCGUGGACCUCCCGAUCCUGGGCCUCCUCUUCGCCACCAUGGUGGUGGGCAGCUACCUCAAGAACGCCGGCAUGUUCAAGCACCUGGGCACGCUGCUGGCGUGGCGGAGCCAGGGCGGCCGCGACCUGCUCUGCCGCGUCUGCGUCGUCACGGCGCUCGCCAGCGCGCUCUUCACCAACGACACCUGCUGCGUCGUGCUCACCGAGUUCGUGCUCGAGCUCGCCGCCGAGCGCAACCUCCCCGCUAAGCCCUUCCUGCUGGCGCUCGCGUCCAGCGCCAACAUCGGCUCCAGCGCCACGCCCAUCGGCAACCCGCAGAACCUCGUCAUCGCAUUCAACAGCAAGAUCCCGUUCCCCAAGUUCCUGCUCGGAAUCCUGCCGGCCAUGCUCGCCGGAAUGGCAGUCAACAUGGUCAUGCUGCUAUGCAUGUACUGGAAGGACCUGGAUGGGAAUGGGAGUCCCACCAUGGACGUUGACGGCAAGCGGAUGCAGGCCGUCGAGGAGGGGGCUGCCCAUGCCGCCGCCGCCGGCGUCGUGGAGCAGAGCCCCAAGCUGCUGCAGCUUGGCACCACCAACGGCGGCACCGGCUACAUGUCUCCGCUGAUGACUGAGAACAUCUCCACCAAGCACCCCUGGUUCAUGCAGUGCACGGAGCAGCGGCGGAAGCUGUUCCUCAAGAGCUUCGCCUACAUCGUGACGGUGGGCAUGGUGGUCGCCUACAUGGUGGGUCUCAACAUGUCGUGGACGGCCAUCACCACCGCCAUCGCCCUGGUGGUCGUCGACUUCCGCGACGCCGAGCCGUGCCUCAACACCGUCUCCUACUCGCUGCUCGUCUUCUUCUCCGGGAUGUUCAUCACCGUCAGCGGAUUCAACAAGACGGGGCUGCCGGGGGCCAUCUGGAACUUCAUGGCGCCCUACUCCAAGGUCAACAGCGUCGGCGGCAUCUCCGUGCUCUCCAUCAUCAUCCUCCUGCUAUCCAACCUCGCAUCCAACGUCCCAACAGUGCUUCUCUUGGGCGGAGAGGUUGCCUCGGCGGCGGCGCUGAUCUCGCCGGCGGCGGUGGUUCGGUCGUGGCUGCUGCUGGCUUGGGUGAGCACGGUGGCGGGCAACCUGUCGCUGCUGGGGUCGGCGGCGAACCUGAUCGUGUGCGAGCAGGCUCGGCGGGCGACGCGCAACGCCUACGACCUCACCUUCUGGCAACACAUCGUCUUCGGAGUGCCAUCCACCCUCAUCGUCACCGCCAUCGGCAUACCACUCAUCGGAAAGAUCAACAUCUGAUUGAUCGAUCGAUCUGCCAGCCGCGCGCGCGAUGCAUGCAGGCAUCAACGUAAUACGUAACGACGCCGGCUCGUCGUGGUGCAGUGCAUGUAUACUCAUCAGCUCCUAUAUACUUAUACUACGUACGAGUACGUACAGUACGUGCCUCUCGAUCAGUUCCGUAUAUAUGUACGUGGUGUGUAUUAUAUAUUAUUAUUAUGCCCCCCUCAAAAAGCUUGAAUUAAUUCACUUAGCUUUGCUA